Hemiscyllium ocellatum (epaulette shark) is the source of this 3002-nucleotide messenger RNA. It is a transcript of the gene nexn, whose product is annotated as nexilin (F actin binding protein). Gene Ontology annotation, biological process: axon guidance; homophilic cell-cell adhesion; dendrite self-avoidance. Bases 359 to 2251 code for a protein of 630 amino acids. The record is from RefSeq and is a predicted model, not a curated record. Lineage: Eukaryota; Metazoa; Chordata; Chondrichthyes; Orectolobiformes; Hemiscylliidae. The transcript has 13 exons. Gene Ontology annotation, cellular component: plasma membrane; axon. Gene Ontology annotation, molecular function: cell-cell adhesion mediator activity.
GAAGUUGAGCAAUUGAGCGACCAUGUGCUAGCGAAUAUAUUUCAGGCGACAGCUGGAGGAGCUAUGCCCCGGAUUGCCUGGAAUGCGGUAGACGGUGAGCGAACGGGACUUUUAUGGAAACUUGCUACGGGGGAGACGUAAUUUUACCCAAACGGCAUUGAGCCUGGUCAAGUGGUGGUUCCAGUCCGGUCCAUGUAGCAGCUUCGCUCCCCUUUUGUUGUGAGAACUUCCGCGGAUUAACCAGCUCCUACAGAAGACCCAUCCCUGAGAGGUUCCAAACUCAUCCCCGGAGCAAGGCGAGGAACGUGGCUGAAAGCAAUUAAACUGAAAUCAGAUCCCGUAAGAGCCAGGAGCGACCAUGACUGACGUGGCACAGAAAGCCAAGAUGCUUCUAUCUACAUCUAAACCCGUUCAUAAAUCAUACGUGCCAAAGCUGGCAAGGGGUGAUGUUAAGACUAAGUUCGAAGCCAUGCAAAAAGCGCGCGAGGAAAGGAGCAAGUGGAGAUCCGGAGAAGAAAGGAAAAGGAGAAAUGAACAGUAUAAGAAGGAGAAGGAAUGGACAAAGAUAAAACAGGAGCUAAGGGAACUACUUGCUUCAGAUGAUGAAGAGGAGAACAAAUCGAAUGAACUGAAGAAGGCAUAUGUCCCCAAAAUGACAGGGACCGUCAAGGGCAAGUUCGAGGAAAUGGAAAAGGUAAGGCAAGAGGAAGAGAAGAAAAGAAUGGAGGAAGAGCGGCAGAGAAGGAUUCAUCAGGACAUCCUGGAGAAGAGGAAGCUACAACGUGAACUUGCAAGAAAGGCUGCAGAGGAAAAGGAGGAGGAGGAGACAGAGGACCCAGCUGUCUGCAAGAGUGAAACCAUCCCUGGGAAAUUAAAACUCAGCUUUGAAGAAAUAGAGAGGCGAAGACAGGACGAGGAAAAGAGGAAAGUCGAGGAGGAAGCAAGACGGCGCAUUGAGGAGGAAAAGGCAGCCUUUGCUGAAGCACGCAAGUAUUUAGCUGAAGAUGAGGAAGAUCUACCCAGUCUCAGCAUGGCUCAGAAAGACCCAGCACGGCCUGGGAAACUGAAGCUCAGCUUUGAAGAGCUGGAGAGGCAGCGGCAGGAGGAGGAACAGCGCAGAGCCGAGGAAGAUGCUCGCAAGCGCCUGGAGGAAGAGAGGAAACAAUUUGCUGAAGCCCGCAGAAACAUGAGUCCUGACCAGGAUAGCAUUCAGAAGGAAUAUGCAAGUUCACACAACGAGGAUUAUGGACCUGAUGAAAUGUCUGAUGAAGAACCAACCGAUGCCAAGAGAACAUCUUUGGAUGUCAAUGACGUGCUCUGUCCAGGCAAAUUGGAAAUCAAUUUCGAAGAGCUUUUGAAACAAAAGAUGGAGGAUGAGAAAAGGCGGACGGAAGAGGAGCGAAGGCAGAAACUGGAACAGGAGAAACAGGAAUUUGAACAACAACGACAAGAAAUGGGAGAGGAUGAAAUCAAUGAGAGCACUGAAGUUGUGAGUACAGAGUAUGAAGAGCUGAUGAGGCUAAAAAGAACAGGUUCCAUUCAAGCCAAAAACUUAAAGUCAAAGUUUGAAAAGAUUGGCAAGCUUUCCGAGGAGGAAAUACAGAGGAAGAUCGAAGAUGAAAGGGCCAAGAGGAGAGCGGAGGAUCUAGAGAUAAAGGAAAGAGAGUCUGAACGAUUCAAAGAGGAAGAAAUAGAAGAGGUCACAAAGGAGCCAAAAAGAGAUGAUGCUCCAUUUACACACAAAGUUGACAUGCGAGCUCGCUUUGAGCAAAUGGCUAAAGCAAGAGAAGAUGAAGAAAGGAGAAGAAUUGAAGAGCAAAAGCUUCAAAGGAUGCAAUUUGAACAGAAAGAAAUUGAUGCAGCACUGCAAAAGAAAGGGGAUGAAGAGGAGGAGGAGGAAGGCAGCAUUGUUAACGGAUCAGCCUGUGAGGAUGACAAAGAUGAACUCAUUCGGUCUGGUGCUCCAUGGUUCAAGAAACCCCUGAAGAAUACAUCCGUUGUGGAUGGAGAGCCUGUCAGGUUCACUGUGAAAAUCAUGGGAGAACCCACACCAGGGGUCACGUGGUGGUUUGAGGGUGAAAUGUUGCAAGACUGCGAGGACUAUCAAUACAUUGAAAGAGGAGAAACUUACUGCCUUUACCUCCCUGAAACCUUCCCUGAAGAUGAAGGAGAAUACAUGUGCAAAGCUGUCAACACCAAAGGAACAGCUGCUAGCACUUGUAUUCUCACCAUUGAAACUGAUGACUACUAAAUCUGCUGGAAUUUCCUUUCUGUCUUCAACCUUUACUACAUCCAUCUUUCCCCUAUGAUGGGGCCAAAAAUUUUAAAAUGCUCCUACCCUUGGAAAAUUUGCUGUAGUGUUGAUCGUCAUUCCUCUCAUGGUUAUUUCAUAGCCUAGAAAUCUGCAUGAGGCUUACAUACUGGUUUUAUUUGGUCAGUUUUAGUCCUUUACAAUGAUCUUGUGAUGUUAUUUAACAGAUGCUAUUGUAUCUGCACAUUAUUGUUAAUAGCAGAGCCCACUUAUACAUCAGCCUGUGUCUAUGAAACUAUGAAUUUCAAAAAUUUUAACCUAAGGUUAACCUAUUUAUCAAUCACUACUUGGGUCAACAAGCAAAAUGUUGCUUUUAAAAUCAUUGUUAGAAUUGUCCAUCAUGAAAACUCAAACUUGGCAUACAGAAGUUUUUAGUGUUUUUAUUAAAAAAUGAAAUGCAACAUGAAAACUACUUGUUGUUUAAAUUCAAAUCAGUAAUUUGGGUUUGUCAGCAUAUAGAAAACGUGUCUUAUUUAAUCACUUGCAUAGAUUGCCAUGAAGCCUUACAUACAAAUUGGACUAUGGACAAAAAUGCUCUUUCACGCAACUUGGCAAUGGGCCCAAGAGGGCCUAUGUUAAGACAAUUUGUGGUCCUCAAAUGCUCUUCAUGCAGAAUGUACUUUUUUGUAAGCUGAACUCCUGCGCUACUGUAUUUUCAGAUACAUUUAAAAUAGACUUUGAAACAAAAUAA